AUGAAGUUCUUUUGUUGCGCCUUGCUGCUGGUAGCCACAGCAUGCCUGGCCCAGGCAGCCGUGAAACGCAGCGAUGAUGAGAAUGUUGCCCAGCUGAGAUAUCGCCUGUUGAGGCAGCCAAAUCAGCUGGAAGGACGCAGUCUUACGCAGCUGCUGGCGCUGAAGAACGGCACACCGCCAUGCCCCUCACCAACAACCACCCCCACCACCCCGCCAGGCACCCACAAUCGCGCCGAUUCUGGCUUGCGUCGCGGCAGCAACAGCCGUCCCGGCUCUGGCUCCGGCUCUGGCUCCCAGGUAUCCAACAGCGCCGUUCUCAAGGAGUUCGAGUUCCGUCGCCAGCAGGACGAGAACAAGGAACUGCGCAAGCGUCUGGAGUCAAUGCGCCGUCAGAACUCCAUGAGCCGUCGCCGCGCCCAGGCCAAGCGUCGCCGCAUGCGUCGCCGCCUCAACCAGAAGCGCCGUUCCCAGUCCCGCCGCAGCCGUCGCAAUCGCAGCAAGGCCAGCCGUCGCCAGCGUGCCGCUCGCCGCCGCCAGCGUCGCAACAGCCAGCGUCGCCUGCGCCGCAUCCGCAAUCGCAGACGCCGCGCAUAG
Drosophila subobscura is the source of this 594-nucleotide messenger RNA. Its product is annotated as MAP7 domain-containing protein 1. The transcript has 3 exons. The record is from RefSeq and is a predicted model, not a curated record. Bases 1 to 594 code for a protein of 197 amino acids. NCBI's taxonomy places the organism in Eukaryota, Metazoa, Arthropoda, Insecta, Diptera, Drosophilidae.